AUGAUGACUCGAGGGUUUUCAGGUGUUUCUGCUUCGGGGAGGUCGGAUCCCAGUGGCCGACUUGAUUUCUAUUCAAAAUGCUUCUGGUCAUUACUGGUGUUUGAUUUGAAUUUUGCCUCCGCUCGCGGCUUGACCACCAUAAUGGUGCCCACCUUAGUCUCAAGCAACCCCCAUAUAUUCUUCGACGAAGCUCAUGGGGUACAACCUACGACGCUUUUAGAUUUGGAUGAGCAGCCUGCUGUGUUGGUCGAUAAAGCGCUCCAGACGAUGAAGCGAGAGGGUAUCCAAGUGAUCGAGUGGCGCGCUCUACUUUCCCGCAGGAUGAAGGUACCCGUCUUCGUGAAGAAUUUCCACUAUGUCGUACCGGACAAUCAGCUAGAAUCCGCGUCGGCUUGCCUUUCCAACCUAGGCCUACCGCUUAUGCCCUUAUCUGACUUUCGCAUCAACGUUGACGGUGAUUUCCACUUGAAAGGCAAAUUUCAUAGAAUCACUGUCGGGACAGAGUCUUGGGAUCUGCAACAAAUCGCUCUAUACCCUCUCUCAUUUUCCACCCUUUCCAUGUCCGAACUUACUGAAGAACCGCCGAUGCGUCUCUACCCCUCUCAACGUUGCCCCAAGAUCCUCAUUCCCCGCCCGGCUUGGCCUGAAAGCCACGGCUAUGGCCCGGCUUUCAGCGGCUCAGGCUUGACUUUAUUCAAGCCUGAGCUUUUUGCAAGGCUUCAGGCUGGCUCAGGCCUGGCCCAGGCUCAAGCCACGGCUCAGCCGUGUUGUGUGCUUAAAAACGUCUGCCGGCAUGUCAGGACGGGAGGUGUUGCUAUCAGAAUAAUACCCAACACCUAUAUCUUGCUAAACUGGGUAUACAGAGCUUGGUUUGAUAAUCAGGACUCGAGACUGAUGUUCGUCUGCAAGUACUGCUUUUUUUUGCAAUAUGCAGUUGAGAAUGAGAGUACGAUGCACAAUGGGAAAGUUUUUGGAAAAAUUUGGACAACGGCGAGUUACCACCUUUUCAGGCCAUUCUAUUCAAUAUUCAACUACUUAAUCAUACCAACCGCCACGGCUCAAGGCUCCAUGCAUUGUGAGCCUGAGCCUUGGGCUUUCCUGGGCCUUGACGACGGCCCAAAAAGGCCCGGCUUUGGGACAGCUGGCUCUGGCUGGCUUACGGCUUUGGGCCGGGCCUGGCACAUCACUACUAGCGAUCCAAUGUGGAUCAAUUUGCUGUCGGAGAUUUCGCAGCUCAUUGGGUACCACCUCUAUGAAUUGUCCCAAGGCUUUGUUGACAUCAACGACGAUAAGGUGUGGGAGGAGCUUGAAAUGGAUAAACGCCUCGAGAAGGCCUAUCUCAUUGUCAUAGGUUGGGGGUGUGACGGGGAAUGGCGCAAUGGAGAGGAAUAA
Molecule: messenger RNA, 1392 nt
Organism: Laccaria bicolor S238N-H82
Lineage: Eukaryota; Fungi; Basidiomycota; Agaricomycetes; Agaricales; Hydnangiaceae
Exons: 10
Coding region: 1-1392 (463 amino acids)
Source: RefSeq, a predicted model, not a curated record